UUGGAUUGGCCAUAUCGCCAGAAUUCAUAGUACCACUGUAUUGUCUUUUCUAUUUUCCUUAACAAACAUCUCUCCGUCGUUGUCCCCAAAAAAGAGCUAACUUUCCAUUUCCUUUGAAAACAGUUUCUGUGAUUUGGAGGUUGAGGGCAAACAUCUGCAUCUGACUUUACAGCAAGUGCACUGUUUAAAUCAGAACCCCUUUUAGCUCAUCUGUUUCUUGCCUAUAAAAUCAUCAGCUCUUCUGGGGAUAAGCUUGCCCUAUUUUUCUCAGUUCAUGAGAUUGUGGAGUCAUGAAUCUUGCUCUUUGAAGAGGAAAACACAGAGUGGACAAUUUAUUUGCUAACAAAGGAUGGAUUCAGGGAAGUGUACAUCUAGAAAUGGCGCUACGUUAUCAAGUAUGGCACCUACAAGUUUCCUGAACAGGGUAUACACAAAAUCUCAAUUUGAAGAAGAAGCGAGAUUUGCUGAACAUACCCUAAUGAAGGAUGUAAAUAUUGACCUUAGAGAAGUUUAUUUUCUGAUUAUGCAUUUUUUGUCAUCUGGGCCAUGCCGAAAAACGCUUGGGAUACUCCAUGAUGAACUUUUGGAAUAUGAGCUUCUACCUAGGAGAUAUCAUGCUUGGUAUUCAAGAAAAGAUGUACGUAGUGGAGAUGAAGAUGACAAUGGUGUUUCUUUCCCUCUAAAUUAUGAAGAUCUGGUGCUAAGGUAUCCUCAUGUUGAAAAGGAUCACUUAGUAAAGUUGCUUAAACAGCUGCUGCUGAGUUUGGGUCCUCCAUUGCAAUGUAGUGGGGGAGAUGCCCCAGGUGCUGCUGAUGUCCCCACGCUACUUGGAUCUGGGCCUUUUUCUCUUUUGGCUUGUGAGAGAAACAGAGUAGAUAAGCAGGCUCAAUCCCUUCCUUCAUACCUCCGUUGGCCACACAUGCAGGCUAAUCAGGUGCAUGGUCUAAGUUUGAGAGAGAUUGGAGGUGGUUUCCCAAAACAUCACCGUGCUCCAUCUAUUCGUCUUGCAAGUUAUGCUAUUGCAAAGCCGUCAACUAUGGUUCAGAAGAUGCAAACCAUAAAGAAACUAAGGGGACAUAGGGAUGCUGUUUAUUGUGCAAUAUUUGACCGCUCAGGAAGAUAUGUGAUUACUGGAUCUGAUGAUCGCCUUGUCAAGAUUUGGUCAAUGGAAACUGGAUUUUGUCUGGCUAGUUGCCGAGGACAUGAAGGUGACAUCACUGAUUUAGCUGUCAGUUCAAACAAUGCUUUAGUGGCGUCUGCGUCAAAUGACUACAGCAUUCGAGUUUGGCGUUUGCCAGAUGGGUUACCUAUUUCAGUUUUGCGUGGGCACACUGGAGCUGUCACUGCUAUUGCAUUUACUCCAAGGCCUAGCUCUGUGUAUCAGCUUCUAUCGUCAUCAGAUGACGGAACUUGUCGCAUUUGGGAUGCUAGGUAUUCCCAAUGUGUUCCACGCGUUUACUCGCCAAGGCCAAAGGAUAACGUUUCUGUGAAGAGCAGUGCUCCCGCACUAACCAACAUUCAGUCCUCAAGUAAUACAUCACAUAACCAUCAAAUUUUGUGUUGUGCAUACAAUGCCAAUGGAACUGUCUUUGUCACUGGCAGCUCUGAUACUUUAGCGAGGGUCUGGAGUGCUUGUAAAUUCUCCCCAGAUCGCCCCGAGGAACUAAAUCAUGAAAUAGAUACAUUAUCUGGUCAUGAAAAUGAUGUCAACUAUGUACAGUUCAGUGGCUGUGCAGUUGCUUCACGAUCUUCAACUUCUGAUUCAUUUGUGGAGGACUACAUUCCAAAAUUUAGGAACUCUUGGUUUAGCCAUGACAAUAUAGUCACUUGUUCUCGGGAUGGAAGUGCAAUUAUUUGGACCACUAAACCACGCAAGUCAUCCCAUGGAAAACUUGGACGUUCUUGGGGUAAGGCAUAUCAUCUUAAAGUUCCUCCCCCACCAAUGCCGCCACAGCCUCCUCGAGGAGGGCCACGGCAGAGAUUUCGCCCUACUCCUCGUGGUGUUAACAUGAUAGUAUGGAGCCUGGAUAAUCGCUUUGNUUAGUGAACUUAUGCAGAUUGCCGAAUUUGCGUUUGGAAUGCUAUUGAUGGUAGCUUGGUGCACUCCUUGACUGGUCACACGCAGUCUACUUAUGUUCUGGAUGUUCAUCCUUUCAACCCCAGAAUCGCAAUGAGUGCUGGUUAUGAUGGGAAAACCAUCCUGUGGGAUAUAUGGGAGGGGAUCCCCAUCCGCACAUAUGAUAUAGGACGCUUUAAGUUGGUUGAUGGAAAGUUUUCGCAGGAUGGAACAUCAAUUGUUCUUUCUGAUGAUGUUGGACAAAUAUAUUUAUUAAAUACAGGCCAAGGCGAGUCUCAAAAGGACGCUAAAUAUGAUCAGUUCUUCCUUGGGGAUUACCGACCCCUUAUCCAGGAUGCGCAGGGGAACACUCUUGAUCAGGAGACACAGCUAGCUCCAUAUCGGAGGAACAUGCAAGAUCUUCUUUGUGACGCAAGUAUGCUUCCAUAUCCUGAACCAUACCAGAGUAUGUACCAGCGACGCCGCUUGGGAGCUCUGGGUACUGAGUGGCGUCCUCCUUCAAUUAAAUUUUCUGUUGGCACAGACGCUAAUUUGAGCCUAGGAUACCAAGUUUUUCCCGUGGCUGACUUGGACAUAAUAGCUGAACCUCUGCCAGAGUUUGUCGAUACCCUUUUCUGGGAGCCAGAUAAUGGUAUUCUAAAUGAUGAGACUGAUUCAGAAUACAAUAUGAAUGAGGAGGUUUCUACUGAAGGAGAGCAUGAAUGUGUAAGAGACAGCUCUUCUAGCGCUUCAGUGUGUAGUGAAGAAGAGAAGAUGAAACGGAGUCAGAAAGAUAGCCUGCGCAGAUCAAAAAGGAAAAAAUCUGUAUCAGAAGUGGAAGUCACAUCAUCUGGAAGACGUCUUAGGAAGAAAGUUAAGGAUGAAGAUGUUGGCACUUCAUCUAGAAGUCUUAGAACUAGGAAAUCAAGAAAUGGGCAAAAAGCUACGGCUAAAGAGAAGUCAACUAAACUAAAGUCAUUAAGACCUCAGCGAGGAGCUGCACAUCCUGCUAUUGUGCGUUAUCAUUCUGACAGCUCUUCAGAUGAAGAAGAUGAAGGUAGCUCUGAGGAUGAUUCAUUGGAAACUGAGUCACCAGAAUGUUGGUCAAGUGAUCAGAGCAUUGAAUCUGAUGACAAGCUGCUGAGCAAACAACGGAACUAUUCAACAGGUGGAUCUGUGGAUGUACCUCCUAAAUCCGCUGAACCUCAAACAAACGGUGAGAACAAAAGGAGAUUAGUCCUGAAAUUGAAAAUUCGUGAUGCUAAGAAGCUUGAGUUAUCAAAAGACACUGCAACUCAGUGUGGUAACCAAGCUGAUAAGUCGUGUUCUUCUCAAGCUAGUGAAGAGAUAAUUGAAGAUAAUCUGGUUAACCUUAGAUUAAAGGAGCCAGGAUCAUACUCUGCAGAUGAAAUUGGCAUGGAGCUGUCUGAGAAAUACAAUAAAACUGAUAUUAUGGUUAAUGACAAGGAACACAAAGGUGUUCUGUGUGAGCAUGCCUAUUUUUCUGCCGGUGUAGAUAUCCAAAGUCUGGCCCAUAAUUUAAUGACUGAGGCUCAAACAAAUCCGGGACAGUUUGAAGCUAGCAGAUCGAUGGCUGGAAAUGAUCCACGAGAUGCAGCAUGUUCCUCAGGAGGUGGUAAAAGUUCAUUAUUUCAGUUGUCAUCGUCACCUAGUCAUCAGCCACAGCAAAUAAGCAUCGGUCCGGGAUCAAACAAGCUGACUACCACCAACGACAAUCCUGAAGUAAACCCAAAACCUAGAGUGAAGACAACCAUAAUAAAGAUAAAAGCAAAGAAAGUUUCCAGGGAUUCUCAAGCUCAUUCUGAAUUUAAUCUUCCUACAGAUGCUUAUUAUGGAGAUGAAUCAACAUCUAAAAUCUUUUCCCAUUUGGAACAAAACCAAGUUCCGGAAGUGCCAGAAACAGACAAUGGCCAUGGUAGAUUCGAUCAGAAAUUGCAUUGGGGUGUACUGACGGAUGAUACUGUUGACAGAAGCAAGUCUCAUGGAUCUAGAAGGCGUUUACUUCGCAGUCAUGAUAUUUGUGGAAGUACUUCUGAUGCUUGUAUUGAUCAUGACGAAUCAGGUUCUGAAUUCCCUCAUGCCGCUACUGAUGCAGCACGUAGAAAGAGAUCCUUAAGAUUUACUGCAAUGUCAAGAGAUACAGCAUUCAGGAAAGAUGACGUAAAGAUAAGAGAGAGCCAUGUAGCUGUAGGUUCAUCAAGAAAUGCAGAAAAGCUGACCAAGAAGGCUACGGGUUUUCUGCCAUUAGGAAGGACUUCAACUUAUGUGUCCAGCCGGUCAUCUACAGACAAUAAAGAGCAUUCUUCCAGGGCGGAAAAUGUUUUAUCAGCUGGAAUGAUCUUGAAUAAGGAAGUAAAAAAAAUGAAUUGGCUGCUAUUGUCAGAGCAUGAAGAGGGUUACCGCUACAUUCCUCAGAUAGGCGAUGAAGUAGUAUACUUCCGACAGGGGCAUCAAGAAUAUAUAGAAUAUAGUGAUUCGUCGGAGCCUGGUCCUUGGACAAAGAAUGCAGCUGUAUUCCGAGCUGUGGAAUUUUGCUUGGUUGAGAAUCUUAAUUACGCAACUCUUCCUGGCUCUGGUGAGAGUUGCUGUAAAGUUACACUUCAGUUCAUAGAUAGCACUUCCCCCGUCUUUGGACAGAAGUUUAAGCUAAAACUGCCUGAACUAGUUAACUUCCCUGACUUCAUUAUUGAGAGAUCUCGGUAUGAGACUGCAAUGGAGAGAAAUUGGUCAUACAGAGACAAAUGUCUGGUUUGGUGGAGGGAUGAGAGUGAUCAAGGUGGUAGGUGGUGGGAAGGUCGGGUAGUUUCUGUGAAAGCCAAAUCUGACCAGUUUCCUGACAGUCCAUGGGAAAGAUGCGGUAUCCUAUACAAAGACGAAUCAGAACCCCAUCCUCAUAGUCCUUGGGAACUACAUGAUAUAGAUAGUUCAUGGGAGCAACCUCAUAUUGACUUGGAAAGCAAAAGCAGAGUUUUGUCUUCUGUCACCGAGCUACUGCAGUCUGCAAGCAGAAAUCAGGAUUUCUUUGGGAUUCUAAAAUUGAAACAAGUUGCUGGGAAACUGGAUUUUGUGAAUAGGUUCCCUGUUCCUCUAUCACCUGAUAUAAUCCGGUUAAGGUUAGAGAACAACUAUUAUAGAAGCUUGGAAGCAAUGAAGCAUGAUUUCUCUGUGAUGCUAGCAAAUGGUGAGGCUUACUUUGCCAAAAAUAGAGAGCUUUCAGUGAAAAUGAAGCGUCUUUCAGAUUGGUUUAGUGAGACAUUGUCAGAUUUGUGAGGUCAUGCUUUCUCUUGGCUUGUUAUUUUUCCUCCCUUUCAUCCAACUGCCCGGAGAUCCAAUUUUGUGGAAAGGAUCUUCUGUACCUAUACUCUAGAUAUGUUGGCCUAGAGUGGUCUGUUGUAUGAUUGAGGUUUAAAUGGAGUUGCUUUAACAUGAUAGUAUAUGGUGGGUUUGGAGUACAAUUUGCACUAGUUUAAACAAUCCGAACAUUUUUUUAUUUGCUACCUGGCCAGAGCUUGAUGUAGUUAUGUUUCUUCUUGAGAAUGUCACAAUAGCCAAAGUUUCUUACGUUUA
Nicotiana tabacum (common tobacco) is the source of this 5644-nucleotide messenger RNA. Lineage: Eukaryota; Viridiplantae; Streptophyta; Magnoliopsida; Solanales; Solanaceae. The record is from RefSeq and is a predicted model, not a curated record.